Messenger RNA from Micromonas commoda, 573 nucleotides. RefSeq lists its product with no specific name. Gene Ontology annotation, biological process: vesicle-mediated transport; endoplasmic reticulum organization. The record is from RefSeq and is a predicted model, not a curated record. Bases 1 to 573 code for a protein of 190 amino acids. The transcript has a single exon. Gene Ontology annotation, cellular component: endoplasmic reticulum membrane. NCBI's taxonomy places the organism in Eukaryota, Viridiplantae, Chlorophyta, Mamiellophyceae, Mamiellales, Mamiellaceae.
AUGGCUUCCAAGGGCGGCACCCGGGCUGCGGGCACGGACGGUAACGACUUCCAGUACCGUCAGCGCGUCGAUAGCAAGUACCAGAAAGCCGCCGUGGCGCGCAAGUCCAUCAAGAGCGCGCUCUCCGCGCUGGUGGUUUUCCAUCCCUUGAUGGCCGCGUGGGCGGUGCUCCCCUCGACGCUCACCGGCGCUGAGCUGGACGAGUACAACGUCCCGUUCUCGUCGUUAGCGUUCGUGGGGUUCGUCCUCGUCGUCACGACGAUGUCCAUGGUGGGAUCCAACAAGACGAUCCAGCCGGAGAACCUGGAGAGCAUGUGCAAGGCGAUCCUCGUCACCGGAGUGCUCAACCUCACAGCCGGAGUGCUCAUGCGCGUCCAGGUGGACGACGAGAACCUGCUGAUGCGAAGGUUCGCCGACCUCGUCGCGAGGGAGACGGGCGCGAAGGACUCCGCCGCGCUCACCCCCGUCGCGACGGCGAUCGAGCUUGGCCUGCUCGUCGCGGGCUUGCUCCUGGCGCUCGCGGUGAGCAAGCACGGCAAAGCUCUGGCGUCGACGGCGUCCAAGACGCGCUGA